Messenger RNA from Spinacia oleracea (spinach), 1300 nucleotides. Its product is annotated as late embryogenesis abundant protein D-34. The record is from RefSeq and is a predicted model, not a curated record. The transcript is spliced from 3 exons. NCBI's taxonomy places the organism in Eukaryota, Viridiplantae, Streptophyta, Magnoliopsida, Caryophyllales, Amaranthaceae. The coding region runs from base 84 to 956 and encodes 290 amino acids.
CACACCACAACCCCAACAAAAACAACAUCAUACCAUCAAACCAAAACUGUGACUUAAUUAAAAGCAUAUAUCACACACCAAACAUGUCUCAAGAACAACCAAGGCGCGGUGGUACAGACCAAGAGCAACCAAGGCGCGGUGGCGCAGACCAAGAGCAACCAAGGAACGGUGGCGCAGAGCAAGAGAAACCACAACAACAGCCAAUCAAGUACGGCGAUGUGUUCUCAGUGUCUAAGAAGAUUGCCAAUGAGCCCAUAGCACCAUUAGACGCUGCUGCCAUGCAGUCAGCUGAGAAUCAAGUGAUGGGCCAAACCCAAAAAGGUAGUCCGGCUUCCCUUAUGCAAUCGGCCGCCACCAAGAACGUCCAAGCCGGAGUCACCCCUCAAGGUGGCGCCACCGAUGUUGGGAAGAACCAAGGGAUGACUGUUACUGAGAGUAUAGUUGGUGGUCAGCGUAUCAUUACCGAGUCUAUUGGUGAUCAGGUGGUAGCCAGAUAUGCUGACAAAAAUCCAAACCCAACCCAAGCCAAAAUGGUAGCUCCACCAUCAGCAGUAGACCGCGAUGCAGUGACCAUAGGAGAAGCCCUGGAGGCAUCUGCAAUAUCCGCUGGGGACAAGCCAAUAACACAGACUGAUGCCGCCGCCAUUCAGGCUGCGGAGAUGCGCGUCACUGGCGCCGGUUACAUUCCCCCUGGUGGCAUUGGAGCGGAGGCUCAAUCCGCCGCCACGAGGAAUGAACAAAUCAAGUCUGAUCAAAACAAGAUCACUCUUGGAGAUGUCCUUACGGAUGCAGCAACAAAACUGUCGGAUUAUGACAAACCAGCAACAGUUCAAGAUGCGGAGAGGGUGAUAGCAGCGGAGAUGAGAAACAACCCGAAUUUGGAAACCGAAGUUGGUGGAGUCGGUGAAUCGGUGGCGGCAGCAGCAAGGCUAAACCAACAGAAGUUCAAGAAGUGAGUGAGUACGCGUUGUACGACUGUGUACAUAAGCAUCGACAACUAUGUAAAACAAGUUUAAUCAAGCAUAUAAGCCGGGUUUUUGGAGCGGCGUUAAGAGGUAAAUCCGUAUAUAGGUCAGUUUUUGAAGGGGUGUUAAUAGGUAAAUCUGGAUGUAAGUUUGUUUUUGGAAGUGGUUUUAAGUUGUCAACAGGUAAAUCCGUAUGUAGGUUGGUUUUUGGAGGGGUGCUAAAUAGAUGCAGACUACUAGUACUAAUUAGCUAGCUAUAAAUCUUUCCUUGAGGAAUGGGUGUGAUUAUCAUGUACAAGUAAUCUCUCUUUUAAUCUAAUUCCUAGCUUUGUGUA